CUAAACCCUCACUACUCCCCACACACUCACUCUCACUCUUACUCACAAUCACACACCUAUAAAUUCCAUUGACCACCGAUCCUUUCUAUCACCUUUGCUUCCACACUCUAAUCAAAUCUUUCUCUUAUCAGUGGCCUUAAUCCCUCUAUCCCCUGAAACUAUUCUGUUUCGCUCUGUUCCAUUUCAUCCUUUCUCACCUAACAUGGCUGUCUCUGGUUUUGAAGGCUUCGAGAAACGCCUGGAGCUCCAUUUCUUUGGUGAUGACCCAGCUUUCCUUCAUAUGGGUCUUAGAAAACUUGAUUUCGAAUCACUACAAGAAAUCCUGCAAGCUGUUCAAUGCACGGUGGUUUCAGCUGUUGGCAACUCAUACUUUGAUGCCUAUGUUCUAUCAGAAUCUAGCCUCUUUGUCUACCCAACGAAGAUCAUCAUCAAGACUUGUGGGACCACCCAACUUCUCAAAUCCAUUCUUCCCUUGAUCUACUAUUCUCACCGUCACCUAGGCCUUACUCUGUGCUCUUGCCGCUACACCAGAGGCAGCUUCAUCUUCCCUAAGUCACAGCCUUUCCCUCACACUAGCUUCAAAGAGGAAGUCGCCUAUUUGGAACAAACCAUCCCUGCCAAUCUCUGCUAUAGAAAAGCUUCGAUUAUGCCCUCUAAGUCAUCUCAUUCUUGGCAUGUUUUCACUGCUAGUGAUGAGUCCCAUAUACCCCAUGACCUUGAAAAUGAAUUGUUCACUAUGGAGAUCUGUAUGACUGGGCUUGACCCCGUCCUUGCUCGCAAGUUUUUCCGGCGCCCUGGAGACGGAAAAACCGGCGACUCUGCUGGGAAGGAGAUGACGGAGCUAACGGGCAUCAAUGAAAUCAACCCAGAAGCUUAUAUUUGUGAUUUUGCAUUUGAUCCUUGUGGAUAUUCGAUGAAUGGCAUAGAUGGUGAUUGGUACUCCACCAUUCAUGUCACCCCAGAGGAUGGUUACAGUUAUGCAAGCUUCGAAUGCGUGGGUUCCAUUAAUGACGAUUUAGUCCAUGUGUUGAGGAAGGUGGUUCAGAUAUUCCGGCCGGCGACCAUGUCAGUCGCCACAACGUCGUCCAGUGGCUACAGCAAUGAGUUGUGGACACAGGUGGUGGGAGCAGUGGAGCCUCUGGGAUUGAAAUACCGGAGUUAUGCAAUGGACCAGUUUCCAGCAGCAGGUAGUGUCGUCUUUCAAACAUUUACAGCUCGCCGGAAAAGUACUUAAGGCCAGAGAAGAUAAAGAAAGCGGUGGCGGCUGCAGGGAAGGGAAAGAAAGAGAGACGGAUGGUAGCUUAGGAAGUUAGAGUUAGUUGAAAAUUUUAGGAGAGGGUGAAGGGUAAUGACAUGGCUAAAUGUGAUUGAUUGGUUACAGUGGAUGAUGAAUGUUGUGGAGUGAAUCAAUGGAUGAGCAUGUGAAUAUGGAGCAAAACUAGCGAAGGAAAGAAAGGGGUAAAUAUUCACGUGUUUGUUAAUUGAUUUAGUCUAUUUUUGUGAUUGGGUUUACCUGGAAAUUUUCGGAGAUAAUUAACAUAUCGAUAAAGAUAAAAGAAGUGGGUGAAGAAAGUGGGAGAGGCUAGGGAUGGAUUUUGGAAUAGUAUGAAAAGGGGGAAGUUAGGGUGGGGGGGAUACUGGGAUGAUCAUGAUAAUGCACCCCACUUAGGCUUGUCACGCCUAAGAUUUUUGAUCUUUUGUCUACUAC
Neltuma alba is the source of this 1708-nucleotide messenger RNA. RefSeq names its product S-adenosylmethionine decarboxylase proenzyme 4. NCBI's taxonomy places the organism in Eukaryota, Viridiplantae, Streptophyta, Magnoliopsida, Fabales, Fabaceae. The transcript has a single exon. Gene Ontology annotation, biological process: spermidine biosynthetic process; spermine biosynthetic process. Gene Ontology annotation, cellular component: cytosol. Gene Ontology annotation, molecular function: adenosylmethionine decarboxylase activity. Bases 203 to 1234 code for a protein of 343 amino acids. The record is from RefSeq and is a predicted model, not a curated record.